Trichomycterus rosablanca is the source of this 1727-nucleotide messenger RNA. RefSeq names its product septin 5a (gene septin5a). Gene Ontology annotation, biological process: cytoskeleton-dependent cytokinesis; regulation of exocytosis; intracellular protein localization. Bases 134 to 1108 code for a protein of 324 amino acids. NCBI's taxonomy places the organism in Eukaryota, Metazoa, Chordata, Actinopteri, Siluriformes, Trichomycteridae. The record is from RefSeq and is a predicted model, not a curated record. Gene Ontology annotation, molecular function: molecular adaptor activity; GTPase activity; GTP binding. Gene Ontology annotation, cellular component: microtubule cytoskeleton; cell division site; septin ring. The transcript has 11 exons.
CCUGCUACUGCUGCUGUGAUGCUGCUGCGCCGCUUCCUCAGAGGACAGCGAGGAUAAGCAGUAUGUCGGCUUUGCGACACUCCCAAACCAGGUCCACAGAAAGUCAGUAAAGAAAGGCUUUGACUUCACCCUCAUGGUAGCAGGUGAAUCUGGUUUGGGCAAGUCUACUCUAGUUAACAGUCUUUUUCUCACAGACCUCUACAAGGACAGGAAACUACUAAAUGCAGAAGAGCGUAUAAACCAGACAGUGGAGAUAACCAAACACACUGUAGAUAUUGAAGAGAAGGGUGUCAAGCUCAAACUCACCAUUGUGGACACACCAGGGUUUGGAGACGCUGUAAACAACAAUGAGUGUUGGAAGCCCAUUACUGACUACAUUGACCAGCAGUUUGAGCAAUACUUUAGGGAUGAAAGUGGACUCAACAGGAAGAAUAUCCUGGAUAACCGAGUGCACUGCUGUCUUUAUUUUAUCCCACCGUUUGGACAUGGUUUAAGGCCAGUGGAUGUGGAGUUUAUGAAAGCUCUGCAUGAAAAAGUGAACAUUAUUCCUCUUAUCGCCAAAGCAGACUGUCUCACUCCAAAUGAGAUAAAGAAGCUUAAGGACCGGGUACGAGAUGAGAUUGAACGCUUCGGGAUUAAAGUGUACCAGUUUCCUGAGUGUGACUCGGAUGAAGAUGAGGAGUUUAAACAGUUGGACAAAGAGUUGAAGGAGUGCACUCCCUUCGCUGUUAUUGGCAGUAAUACUGUAGUAGAGGCAAGAGGCCAAAGAGUACGAGGACGCCUCUACCCGUGGGGUAUCGUCGAAGUGGAGAACCAGUCUCACUGUGACUUUGUAAAGCUGAGGAACAUGCUGAUCCGUUCUCACAUGCACGACCUGAAAGAUGUGACCUGUGAUGUACACUACGAAAACUACAGAGCCCAGUGCAUACAGGAGAUGACCAGUAAACUUGCUCAGGACAAUCGUGUGGACAGUCCAAUUCCCAUCUUGCCGCUUCCCACACCAGACGCAGAGACAGAACGGCUCAUCAAGAUGAAGGACGAGGAGCUGAAGAGAAUGCAAGAGAUGCUGGAAAAGAUGCAGCAACAGAUGCACGACAAAGACCAGUGAAGUUCACAAACACGAACACAUAUGCAAACACACACGUAUGCAGAAAUGCACAUAUAUGACACCACACAUACUGGAUACUCUGACAUGUGACUGGAACAUGUAAUAUAUGUAUUAUAAACACUGCAUACCCAUCGGACGGUGACACACUCCUGAACUGUAUAUUUGCAAAACGAGUUGCUUGGUGUUUUGAAGUUGUUGCCUGCCAAGAACAAAUGUGAAGCCUCUAUUUACUGUUUCUUAUGUGUUCAUGCUGAUCUGAGUUCAGCUAACAAUGGUAAUAUAAUGUAAUAUUAAUUUAAAUGAAAUGGAUUUUUAGAUGUGUUUAAUUUAUAUUUACUUAAUUUUAUUGCUUAGCUACGAUGUACGAAAUGUUUUAUAUUGUCAUUUAGCCAAAGCAUUGGCUUAAAUCUGGGCUUAGACUGGUGCGUGUGUGCAUGUGCGUGUGUGUGUGUGUGUGUGUGUGUGUGUGUGUGUGUGUGUGCGUGUGUGUGUGUGUGUGUCUUUUUUAUUCCCAUAAGCUGUUAAUGGCAGUCUUGGCUUUUUAAUAGUGCUAGCUCUUAGUGAUCCUUAAAUUACCAUACAGGUUAUUGUCAUUAAUAAAUAUGCUUUAAAAGCUUAA